AUGACCCAACGAUCCUCUAUCACCAUCAAGUCAGGAGGCUCUCGGAACUUCAGUGCUUCCUCAGCCAACCUCCUCUCAGGCUGCCGGCCCAGCUUCAGUUCCAUCUCCAUGAUCCAGAGUGGGAAGAGCUUCGGGGGUGGCUUUGGAGGUGGCUUUGGAACCAGGAGCCUCCACAGCUUUGGGGGUAACAAGAGAAUCUCCAUCAGCAGUGGCUACCGCUCCAACCGGACCAGCUUCGGGGGUGCUGGCUAUGGGCUGGGUCUUGGGGGCAUAGGGUACAGAGUGGGAGGAGUUGGCAGUGGCUAUGGGUUUGGAGGUGGGAUGAUGUCUGGCGCUGGAGGUAUCCAUGAGGUCACCAUCAACCAGAGCCUCCUGACUCCCCUUCACCUGGAGAUCGAUCCGUCCCUCCAGCGGGUGCGAAAGGAGGAGAGGGAGCAGAUCAAGACCCUUAACAACAAGUUCGCCUCCUUCAUCGACAAGGUGCGGUUCCUGGAGCAGCAGAACAAGGUCCUGGAGACCAAAUGGAGCCUCCUGCAGGAGCAUAAAGCGACCAGGGCCAAUCUCGAGCCCAUGUUUGAAGGUUACAUCAACAACCUGAGGCGGCAGCUGGACAGCCUUGGGGGAGAGCGCUCGAGGCUGGAGGUGGAGCUGAAGAGCAUGCAGGAAGUAGUGGAGGACUUCAAGAACAAGUAUGAAGAGGAAAUCAACAGGCGCACAGCAGCUGAGAAUGAGUUUGUGGUGCUCAAGAAGGAUGUGGAUGCUGCCUACAUGAGCAAAGUGGAACUGGAGGCCAAGGUGGAAGCCUUAAUGGAUGAGAUCAACUUCCUGAGGUCUUUCUAUGAAGCGGAGCUGGCACAGCUUCAUGCCCAGAUCUCCGAGACCUCUGUGGUCCUGUCCAUGGACAACAACCGCAAGCUAGACCUGGACAGCAUCAUCUCUGAGGUCAAGGCCCAAUAUGAGGACAUCGCCAACCGCAGCCGGGCCGAGGCUGAGUCCUGGUACCAGAUCAAGUACGAGGAGCUGCAACGUUCUGCCGGCCGGCACGGGGAAGACCUCCGCUCCACCAGGAUGGAGAUCUCUGAGUUGAACCGGGUGAUACAGAGGCUGCGCUCUGAGAUUGAAAACGUGAAGAAGCAGUGUGCCACGCUCCAGGCUGCCAUCGCCGAUGCUGAGCAGCGUGGGGAGCUGGCCCUCAAGGAUGCCAAGCACAAGCUGGCCGAGCUGGAGGAGGCCCUGCAGAAGGCCAAGCAGGACAUGGCGCGGCAGUUGCGUGAAUAUCAGGAGCUGAUGAACGUCAAGCUGGCCCUGGACAUUGAGAUCGCCACCUACAGGAAGCUGCUGGAGGGCGAGGAGUGCAGACUCACUGGAGAAGGUGUCGGGCCCGUGAAUAUCUCCGUGGUCUCCUCCUCCGGGGGCUCGGGCUACAGCGGGGGCGGCGGCCUCUGCGUGACCGGGGGCGGCUAUGGCUUCGGCAGCAGCGGCUUCGGCAGCAGCGGUGGUAGCUUCAGCUCCACCAGCGGCCGUGGCAUGAGCGGCACCAGCUCCAGCAUGCGCAUCAUCUCCAAGACCUCGUCCAGCAAGAGUUACAGGAGCUAA
This is a messenger RNA of Odocoileus virginianus texanus, 1596 nucleotides long. Its product is annotated as keratin, type II cytoskeletal 5-like. The record is from RefSeq and is a predicted model, not a curated record. Gene Ontology annotation, cellular component: keratin filament. Gene Ontology annotation, molecular function: structural constituent of skin epidermis. Lineage: Eukaryota; Metazoa; Chordata; Mammalia; Artiodactyla; Cervidae. Gene Ontology annotation, biological process: keratinization; intermediate filament organization.